CCUACGCGGAACUCUCUCGCGAGAAUGCGAAAGUACCGCGCCUGCGUACUGCAGUAGCGCCUGGUGGCGGUGGCAGUUUGGCAGCGGGUGUGUGAAAGGAGACAGUGUGGAGGCCACAGGGUACUCGCCACGAUGAGCAGCACCUUAGCUAAGAUCGCGGAGAUAGAAGCCGAGAUGGCUCGGACUCAAAAGAACAAGGCCACAGCACACCACCUGGGGCUGCUUAAGGCUCGUCUUGCUAAGCUUCGUCGAGAACUCAUUACUCCAAAGGGUGGUGGUGGUGGGGGUCCAGGAGAAGGUUUUGAUGUGGCCAAGACAGGUGAUGCUCGAAUUGGAUUUGUUGGUUUUCCAUCUGUGGGGAAGUCAACACUGCUUAGUAACCUGGCAGGGGUAUAUUCUGAGGUGGCAGCCUAUGAAUUCACUACUCUGACCACUGUGCCUGGUGUCAUCAGAUACAAAGGUGCCAAGAUCCAGCUCCUGGAUCUCCCAGGUAUCAUUGAAGGUGCCAAGGAUGGGAAAGGUAGAGGUCGUCAAGUCAUUGCAGAGACGGAGUUUCACCAUGUUGCCCAGGCUGGUCUCAAAUUCCUGAGCUCAAGUGAUCUGCCUGCCUUGGUUUCCCAGAGUGCUGUCCUUUCAUGUUUGAAGAUUAUUUUUAUUUUACCCUUGUACUGGGUGGCCCGAACCUGUAAUUUGAUCUUGAUUGUUCUGGAUGUCCUGAAACCUUUGGGACAUAAGAAGAUAAUUGAAAAUGAGCUGGAAGGCUUUGGCAUUCGCUUGAACAGCAAACCCCCCAACAUUGGCUUUAAGAAGAAAGACAAGGGAGGCAUUAAUCUCACAGCCACUUGCCCCCAGAGUGAGCUGGAUGCUGAAACUGUGAAGAGCAUUCUGGCCGAAUACAAGAUUCAUAAUGCCGAUGUGACUCUACGUAGUGAUGCUACAGCUGAUGACCUCAUUGAUGUGGUGGAAGGAAACAGAGUUUAUAUCCCCUGUAUCUAUGUGUUAAAUAAGAUUGACCAAAUCUCCAUUGAGGAAUUGGAUAUCAUCUAUAAGGUGCCUCACUGUGUACCCAUCUCUGCCCAUCACCGCUGGAAUUUUGAUGACCUAUUGGAAAAGAUCUGGGACUAUCUGAAACUAGUGAGAAUUUACACCAAACCCAAAGGCCAGUUACCAGAUUACACAUCCCCAGUGGUGCUUCCAUACUCCAGGACCACAGUGGAGGAUUUCUGCAUGAAGAUUCAUAAAAAUCUUAUCAAAGAAUUUAAAUAUGCUCUGGUCUGGGGUCUCUCUGUGAAACACAAUCCUCAGAAAGUGGGUAAAGACCAUACGUUGGAGGACGAGGAUGUCAUUCAAAUUGUGAAGAAGUGACACUUUUCCCCUUUUCCAUCUGCCGGGCGAACCACAACAGCCUUCCCCAUGAUCAAGCACCCUACCCCAGUUCUUUCUGGUUUUGGCAGUUACUGGAUCAGGAUCCAGGGGAGGGAGAUGGAGGCACCCAAACUGGAACUUCAUUUGUCUUACCUUGGUGUCACCUUGUAUGUCGAACUGCAUAAAAGACCUGGUAGGCUGGUCAGCUACAUACA
Messenger RNA from Rhinopithecus roxellana (golden snub-nosed monkey), 1580 nucleotides. It is a transcript of the gene DRG1, whose product is annotated as developmentally regulated GTP binding protein 1. Gene Ontology annotation, molecular function: GTPase activity; GTP binding. Gene Ontology annotation, biological process: cytoplasmic translation. The record is from RefSeq and is a predicted model, not a curated record. The transcript has 10 exons. NCBI's taxonomy places the organism in Eukaryota, Metazoa, Chordata, Mammalia, Primates, Cercopithecidae. Gene Ontology annotation, cellular component: cytoplasm. The coding region runs from base 133 to 1365 and encodes 410 amino acids.